CUAAGGCGGUAGUUUAAACACAUUCGAUGUUCCCCUCUGAAUCAUCAAAGAGCCGCCUUCCCUCCGUUUGCUGAACAACCCGUAGGCGGUCUCACCUCAACGACGACUGGAUUCGGUAGUUUCUUUUGACAUGGGCGACGCAUUAGAAAAUAGCGAUAGGAACAGCGAGACGGCGUACGAGUUGCUGCUGGCACUUCUCGAGUACCAGCUCUCGUCUCCCGUUCAAUGGAUUGCAACGCAGGCUACGCUACACGAAUCGCAGCCGCAAGGCCAGCGUUAUAUCGAGAUUGGCCCCGGGGACACGCUACGGUCGAUGUUGACGAAGACAUUGGCGCAGUAUCCGGAUUACAGCCACGAUCAUGUAUCGGCAUGCCUCACCUUUGGGGAAGAGUUGGAAGAGAGUCAAGAGACCAAGGAGGCUGAGCCGGCUGAGAGCGAGUCAAAUGGUUCAAAGCCUGCUCCACGUCCACCUGCUGAGCACCACCCCGUGGCUCAACCACAACCUUGUGCCGUCGCAGUCCAGCCUCAGCCGCCGCCCCGCAAGAUGGCAGAAGUAGGCGAUGCGCCGCCUUCCGCCACCGAGGCCCUGCUGGCCAUCAUCGCUUCUGGGCUCCGGGUGCCCAAGAGUAGCGUCGACAUGACCCGUUCGGUGAAAUUCCUGGCCAACGGCCGAUCUGCGCUCCAGAACGAGAUCAUCGGCAACCUUGCGGCCGAGUUCGGCCAGUUGCCAGACGCGGUAGAGGACAAAGCAGUUAUCGAACUCGGCAUGGAGCUGCAGCGCACUUUCAGCGGCAGGCUCGGAAAGUACCUCGUUGCGUGGCUGCCCAAGAAAGUCGCGGCGAAGCUAGCCCCGUCCCUGACGGUAUCCAAGAUCCGUGCCUAUCUCCGGGACGUCUUCGGGCUCCGGGAAGGCCGCCAAAGCUCCUUCUUUCUGACGGCCGAAUUCGACGAGAUACCGUCUCGCAUAGCAGAUGACGAGGGGUCGUGGCAGGUUGUGAACCGCUGGGCCAGCGCUUAUGUCAAGGAUCGCGGCAUAGAGCAGGCGGCCGGCACCACAGAUUUGCUAGAUCGAACCGCUGGCGGCGAAACCGGUGCGCCCCAGGAAGCCGUGAUGACCAGCCCCCAGCUAGGCAAGUUCGGUCGCGAGCUGGCGGACCUGGUGGCCAAACACUUCGCCUCCGGCGACGGCAGCCACGCAGUACCGCAAGUCCCGGAACCACAACAGGGAAUGGACGAGCCGACAGAGCUGGAUACGAGCCAGUUGGCUGAGGAGCUCGGCCAUGAUUUUAUUCGUGGCACGCAGUGUAUCUUCAAGCCUGAGAUGGUGUACCGAUACCAAUCGAGCUGGAACUGGGCAGUCCAGGACCUCUACGUUACCAUGUCCGAUAUCAUCUCCCGCGCGCAGGAGGGAGACGAACAGGAGGAUCCCCAUCUGCUGCCCGACUGGGUUGACAGCGCGUGCCAGAGGCUCCGGACACGCCUCACAGACCGGAUGCGUCGAUGCGCCGAGUACCUGCUAGCCAAGUGGGAAGGACAGAGCCCUACAUCACCGGGUAGGGACCACUGUGUCCUAUUGCUACGCGGGGUGUUGCAGAAGGACAAAGUCUGUGGGGUGGCCGCCGCUGCCGCCGGAGUGCACAGUUCCGGAUUUGCCACGCCAAAUCGCUCCACGGUUCCGCGGACCACCAUCACCGAGACCGGCGACAUCAUUUACGAAGAAGUCCCCGUCGCCGAGGCACACGGCGCAAGCCGGGAUUCCGAAGCAUCCUGGGAUCGCCUCGAAUCGAAUGAGACCGCUUCUUCGGCGACCUCGGGGGCUUCGGGCACCACCAGGCCACGAUUGUUGACGCGGAGCCCUCGGGGCGACGCAUGGGAGGUGAACGUCGAGCUGACGGCGCAGUUGCACGAGGCAGAGAGGCGUCUCUCGAUCGAGCCGGAAUUGGGAAGGUACGGCACCACCCUCAUCAUUGGCGCCGGACAGCAGUCCAUCGGCUUCCGGCUCGCCGGCCGGCUCCUCGAAGCGGGAUGCCGCGUUGCUCUCUGUACUACCCGACUGACGCUGGCUAGCCGCAAGGCCGCCGCGCAGCUCUUUGCCGAGGCGGCGCGGCCGGGCGCCGAGCUGGUGCUGCUGCCCUUCAACCAGGGCAGCGUACGGGAUGUCCAUGCCAUGGUGGAAUACGUCAACAACACGCUAGGUUGGGAAAUUGACCACUUGGUCCCCUUCGCAGCCGUUGCCGAGCCGGGCAGGACCAUCCAGGAUCUCGACUCUCUCUCUGAGCUCGCGCACCGCGUCAUGCUAACCAAUACGCUACGGCUGAUGGGCAGCAUUGCCACGUCCAAGCAGCGACGGCACGUUCUGAACCACUCCACACAAGUGCUAGUGCCCUUGUCGCCCAACCACGGCCAGUUCAGCAAGGACGGGCUGUACGCCGAGUCAAAGCUCGGGCUCGAGGCGCUGGCGAACAAGUGGGCGACAGAGCCGUGGUCGGAUCAGCUCUCCAUUUCCGCCGUCCGCAUAGGCUGGACGCGCGGCACGGCCAUCAUGGCCGGCAACGACGUUUUCGCCGAGGAGAUGGAGAAGCUCGGUGUCCGCACCUUCUCGGCCCCUGAGAUGGCUACGCUACUGACGCUCGUCAUGUCGCCGGACCUGGCCGAGGCUUGCACCCGGCAGCCCAUCCUCUACGACCUGAGCGGCGGUCUCCAGUCCGUAGCGAACAUAGCCGACAUCCGCAGAUCGAUCCAAAAUACCGUCUCGGUGAGGAGGCAGCUCCGAGGGGGUGAGUCCGAGACGGGCAACACUAUCGGGAAGCUCGGCCCAGCGGCGGCGUCAAUGGAGAGGCGCGCAGGGUUUCAUAACUCGUUCCCAGUCCUCCCCGAGCGGAAGGAAGACGCGUUUGAUGGCGGCAAGCCCCAGGCGUUAGUCCUAGACCUAGACUCGACGGUCGUCAUUGUUGGGUUCGCCGAGCUUGGCUCAGCCGGCAGCUCGCGGACUCGGUGGGAGCUGGAAGCGUACGGGGAAUUCUCCCUCGAGGGCUGCAUCGAGCUCGCGUGGAUGACGGGCUUGAUCAGCUACGCGCGUCACCGCGUCCACGAGGGAAGAGACCUAGGCCCUGGCUGGAUCGUAUGCGAGACCGGCGAGCCCAUUCGGGAGAUGGACGUCAAGUCCAAGUUCGAGGACCGCAUCCACGAGCACACAGGCAUUCGCAUCCUAGACCCGGGGGAAGGCAACAACCCGGACCCGCGCCUGCGCAACAUGCUGCACGAGGUCAACGCCCAGGAGGACCUGGCUCCGUUCGAGUGCCCGCUCGAGGCGGCCGAGGCACUCAAGGCGCGCCACGGCGACGCCGUCGAGGUCCUAGGCGGCAACGGCGUCACGGCAACGGCGCGCAUCCGGCACGGCGCAUCCUUUUUCGUGCCCAAGGCCAUGAACACGGCCUUCUUCGUAGGCGCCCAGGUGCCCACCGGCUGGGACCCCGCGCGCUACGGCAUCCCGCCCGAGGUGCUGUCGCAAGCCGACCGCCCGUCGUUGUACGCGCUCGUCUGUGCCGUCGAGGCCUUCCUCAGCGCCGGCAUCACCGACGUGUACGAGCUGUACCGGUACGUGCACGCCUCCGAGGUUGGCAACUGCCUUGGAUCGGGCGCGGGGGGCGGCACAGCCAUCCAAACCUUCACCCAGCAGCGGCUGCUGGGUAAGGAUGUCCGCAGCGACAUCCUGUCCGAGGCCUUCGUUGGCACGGCAGCGGCCUGGGUCAACAUGCUGCUCCUCUCGGCAUCGGGCCCGAUCAAGACGGGCGCCGGCGCGUGCGCGACGUCGCUCGAGUCGCUUGAUACCGCAUGCGACCUCAUCGCGAGCGGCCGAGCCAAGGUGUGCCUGGCAGGCGGCCACGACGUGUUUACGCACCCGAUGUUCUACGAGUUUGGCGAGAUGAUGGCCAUCGGCAACGCGGCCAGCGAAGCCCGUAGCGGGCGCCAACCGAGCGAGAUGUCGCGGCCCUUUACGUCGACGCGAGGUGGCUUCGCGCUAGGGGAAGGCAUCGGCAUGCAGGUUGUCUGCAGCGCCGCGCUGGCCCUAGAGAUGGGCCUACCUAUCUACGGCGUCGUUGCCAUGACGCACAUGGCCGCGGACGGGCUGGGUCGCUCUGUGCCGGCACCCGGAUGCGGCGUGCUGACGGCCGCCAGGCAGGUCAACGGCGCCAGCGGCAUGUCGUCAGCGCUGCUGGACCCGUCGCUGCGCGCGCAACGCAUCCGCUCGUCCCUCGCGUGCGCCGAGCGCCGAGGCGAGGACGACGAGGCGGCGGUACGCGCGGAGGCGCAACGGGUGGGAUGCACCCCGGCCGAGACGGAGGCGCGCGUCCAGAGCACCCGCGAAGGCAUGCGGCUCGAGAGGAAGGCGAUCCUGCGCGCGCUGGGCCACAGCUACUGGGUUGGCCACCCCAACAUCUCGCCCAUCGUCGGCGCCCUGUCCGUCUUCGGGCUCGGCGUCGACGACAUCACGUUUGCGAGCCUACACGGGACGGGAACGAGGCUCAACGACGUCAACGAGUGCGCGACGCUGGACCUGCAGAUGCGCCACCUCGGCCGCCACGCCGGCAACCCGCUCCUCACCAUCGCGCAGAAGUCCGUCGUCGGCCACGGGCUGGGCGCGUCAGGUGCGUGGGCCGUCAACGGCGCGCUGCAAGCCAUGCAUGCGGGCCUCAUCCCCGGAAACCGUAAUGCCGACGACAUCGACAAGGCUCUCGAGCCCUUCGAGCGGCUCCUUUUGAGCAAUAAAAACAUUGCUGUCCGCCCCGAGGACAUGAAGGCCUUCUCGGUGACAUCGUUUGGCUUUGGCCAGAAGGGCGCUCAAGCACUCGUCGUACAUCCGCGCUACCUCUAUGCGGCCAUCUCGGACAAGCAGUACCAGGUCUAUCGGGCUAAGCGGAUGGCUAGGGCCCCGGUGGUCUCUCGGGCGUUGGAUCGCACCUUGCACGGACAACCCUCGUUCCAGGCCAAGGACGAAGUGGCUUACGUGGGCGAUGAGCACAGCUACUUGCUCAAUCCGCUAGCUAGAACUGCUUGA
Messenger RNA from Chaetomium fimeti, 5059 nucleotides. RefSeq lists its product as uncharacterized. Gene Ontology annotation, molecular function: fatty acid synthase activity; holo-[acyl-carrier-protein] synthase activity; 3-oxoacyl-[acyl-carrier-protein] reductase (NADPH) activity. Lineage: Eukaryota; Fungi; Ascomycota; Sordariomycetes; Sordariales; Chaetomiaceae. Gene Ontology annotation, cellular component: fatty acid synthase complex. The coding region runs from base 131 to 5059 and encodes 1642 amino acids. The record is from RefSeq and is a predicted model, not a curated record. Gene Ontology annotation, biological process: long-chain fatty acid biosynthetic process. The transcript is spliced from 3 exons.